UUAGCUUGCUAUGAUUUCCUAUAAUAUUCAACUUUCCCUUUUGGAGAUACGCUGGCAAUCAAAACUCCAAAAGAACCACAAAACCCUUGUGUGGAGUUUUGGCAAGAAAAACAAAGACAAGACCUUGAGAGACACCCACUAUCUUCAACCAAGCUAGUUCCAGAGUAAUGGUGCUUGUUCUUCUUGUUCUGGUUCUCGUCUAAGGGUAUUUUUUCCCCUUUGGCUCUCUUUUUUGGGCCCAUUCGAGAUGGGUGACACCAAAGGAGAUACAACCAAGAAGCCAACACCUCAGCAAACUCAACAACUCUCGUCUUCUCCCAAAGAGUCCCUCGAGGAAUCCUCGGAAUCAAGGCAAAAGCACCUCCAGCAACAAUCGGCUGUCGUGGUCACUGGAGCUCCUUUCAUCUCUGCGCCUUUAUAUGUUCCAAUUGGUGCAACUUCUUCUCCCUUCGAACAACAAUUUGAGUCAGUCAACCCCAAGCGACCUCGAUACAACAGUGGCCAAUGGAAGCUACUCCCAUCACCAUCUUCCUUACAGACACAAGCUCAAAUGGCUAUAAUCACCAGCGAAUCAAGCCCAUCACCAACUACAAAUCCCAAAAACCCACAAACCCAAGCUCAUACCACAGCCGCUUCCUCCUCCGACACAGCCUCAUCUCCACCCCACUCUCCUCUCCCGUCCACAACCUCAGGCCAAGAGACCAACAAACCAGAGGGAGAGCAAUUUCAUCACCAAUUCAGAAAGGGGAAAUAUGUCAGCCCCGUUUGGAAACCGAAUGAAAUGUUGUGGUUAGCAAGGGCUUGGAGAAUUCAAUAUCAAGGUGGGUCUGAUGCAUCUGGCUCUUCAAGAAUCGGCCACCAAGAGACUAGUCAUGUUGCAGGCAGCGAUGUUGCAGUCCAAUCAACAAGAGGCAAAACUAGGGCUGACAAAGAUAAGGAAGUUGCAGAGUUUUUGAACAGACACGGGAUCAAUAGAGAUGCCAAAACUGCUGGUACUAAGUGGGAUAAUAUGUUAGGUGAGUUUAGGAAAGUGUAUGAAUGGGAGAGAGGAGGGGAAAAAGAACAAGUUGGCAAGAGUUACUUUAGACUGUCUCCUUACGAGAGGAAACUACAUAGAUUACCUGCUUCCUUCGAUGAGGAAGUCUUUGAGGAGUUGUCUCAGUUCAUGGGACCUCGCAUGAGAACUUCUCAAAGCAGAGCUUCUGCUAUUGCUUCGGGUGAUGACGGUAGGCCAGUUAUUUCUGGUUCUAGAGCUCUGCCCCCUCCCCCUCCUUUCAAAGAAGAUGAACUUCCUCCCUCAGUGAGAACAAAACAACUGGUAACGACUAGUGGAGGAGAUGCCUUCUUUCAUGGAACUAGAGGGAGUCUGUUAGGGUUUGACAAUUCACUAGACGGUAGUGUUGGUCUUCCUUCUUCAUCUUCAAAGGAACCUCGUAGAAUUGGGAAGAUAAGAAUGGCAUGGGAAGAGUCAGUAAGUUUAUGGGCGGAAGAGGGUGAGCACCAUAGAGGAAGAGUGAGACUUCAAGGUUCAAGCUUUUUGAACGCAGAUGAACUAACGUUCUUUGAUGAUACCAUGGUUGCUUGCACAAUUGAAGCCUUUGAAGACGGCCCUCUUAAGGGUUUCUCUGUCGAUAGAUUCGUCAAUGGACAGCAAGUGAAAGUCUUUGGCAGGAGAAAGUCAUCCACAGCUUCUGCAUCUUCUGGUUUCAUUGAUAGAGCUCAGCUUCCGUUUGCAGAACCCCCUAUCAGACCAAUGCCUCCAUUGGAAUUCCAAGACCCAACAGACUACUACGUGGGGUGCCUUAGAGUUCCCCCAACGACACUGCCAAGCUUGUUUGAGCUUUCAUGGCACUUACAAGAGCCACCACCCGAGGAAUAUCGGUUUCACUUAAGGAAAGAUGUGUACCGAGACUUGCCGCCCGGUAAAGAAGUUUUGUUUACUACUUCGAAUGAACUGUUAGAUUGUAGAGCUAUCAUAUAUGAUAUCUUGAGCCCAAUUAUUCGCACCAACCCUAGUCUCAGUGCUGCUACGGCCGCAAGUAGAGACUCUUUUAUUGGCCUUUGGGAUGAUUGCAUCAAUAGGGUUGUUUCCAAAUUUUGUUCUGUUGAAAUGGUUAUCAUCCGAAAACCUUCGUCGUCAUCAUCAACUGAGCCAUUGCAGGAUCAAUGGCCGAACGUGACAGGUUUUGUUAGGAAUUUUUGUUUGUGGAGGGGAGAGGAGACUGAUCAACUGAGGGAAAGUCAACUUGACCCACCAUCUUCUAUCGUGGAGAAGUUGCUAUGGACUUACAUGGAUCUACCGUAUAUAUUAGGCUAUUAUGCUGUUGGCUACAUGGUAACGUUUUGCGCAUUAAGCCGGUCGCAAGAUCGCAUUAUCAGGACAGAUUUGUAUUCAGUAGACCUAUCCUCCCCAUCAGAGAGACUAAAAGCCCUAGCGCCUUGCUGUAGAAUAGCAGGCCUCUUGCCCUUACUGGCCGAUCGCUGUUUCAGUAACGUCAACAAUAUUGGCUCGUACAAGCAAUUCCCAUUCAGCGAUUUUGAAAGAAUUGAUAUGGGGAAUGGAAAUAUAAUGGAAAUGACACCGAAUACGGUUAUAAGAUCGUUCUCUAGCAGGAAGAAAUGGGCAGCAGUGAAAGAAAUAUACGACAUCUUGGAUCAUCGAAUCCCACACGCUGAAUUCAUUUGCCGGGCAUCUGAGAAAGAUCUUACAUUGGUGUUUAAGCCUAGAGGGUGCAAAUUCAAGCCCGUAAACUGUGACCAACUUGUGGAAGCUCUCAAGUACGUGACAAAAGCCUUGGUAGCUCUACACGACUUGUGCUUCAUGCACAGGGACUUGAGCUGGGACAAAGUGCUGCGGAGGAGCGACAGAGAGAACGAAUGGUUCGUCUGCGGGUUCGACGAGGCGGUGGGUGCGCCGCAAAUAUACCCGCAGGCAGUGGCGGGAGCGGAGGCUCGUGGAAGGCACGCGCCGGAGAUGGGGAGGGGAUUACACGGGGUGAAAGUGGACGUGUGGGGGGUAGGGCACUUGGUCAAGACCUGUGGGCUCACAAACGUGCCUAAAAUGCUGAGGGAGUUGCAGAACAGGUGCCUGGAUCAGAACCCUGAACAGAGGCCAACUGCAGCCGAUUGCUACCAUCACCUGCUGCAGGUGCAGUCAGCCUCAUCAUCCGGUGCACCCUAUUGAAGUGAUACCUUCACAGAUUAACAAAUUUAUCCAUAUUUAUGUCACAUUAUUUUAUUUACAGGAGUAGUAUGAAGUUGAGCCUAGUUUAGGUUCCCUUGGGAUAUGCUUCAUAAAUUUUUCAGUGGUAUUGUUGGGGGUAGUUGAAGAUAUGGAUGUGUGCUCUGGUGGAGCAGUUUUGAUACCUUAAAAUUGAAUGAGAAGGGGGUGUGUUUUUUGAGGGAGGGGGGGCUGCGUCUGAUCAGUCUGAUGAGUAGGGUCUGAGAUUUGGAAGAGAAAUGGCGGCUGCUGCUAAAGGGCGGCUUCUCGGGUUCAACAGUUAGUCCUUUCUUAUCAAAUCCAAUCAAAUCAUGAUUUUUACAAGAAGUUACUAGUACUACUCGUUUUUUUCUUCUGGCUGGGGUUAUAAAAGAAAAUUACUUGUAACUGAUAUGUCUUGCAGUGUUACGGUUUCUGGAUUGAUGUUUGUAUGCAUCUCGAGACAUGGCAGUGUUUGGCGAUGAGACGAUUUCUAUGAGUAGUUUCCCACUGCCACUGUCAUCGUACGUAUUGCAGCCCCUAUCAAAUUUUACUGUUGCUCCGAUUUCUUCUUUCUC
This is a messenger RNA of Theobroma cacao (cacao), 3777 nucleotides long. The record is from RefSeq and is a predicted model, not a curated record. NCBI's taxonomy places the organism in Eukaryota, Viridiplantae, Streptophyta, Magnoliopsida, Malvales, Malvaceae.